GUCACACACCCGUCCUCACCACACAAUCCCGUCAUCAUUUGCGGAAUGACUCACUCACCCGGUUUAGCAAGCCCCGGGGAGAGGUCGGAGGGCGCCGGGUGUGAGCUGCCCCACCCGGGCCGCACGAGCUACUUGCGAUUGGUCCACGGCGGGUGGGCGGGGCCUCGCCGCUGCCACAGAUACGGGCUGUUUGGUUUCCUGGGUGUGUGAUGUGUACACAUGUCCCGGGUGCCCGCUCUCCUGUCUCAUUGAGGCAGUGAUGGAGACUCCUGGCAACAGGUAUUCCCGGACCACAGGCUCCACCGUCCUGCAGCCGCUCAGCGAUGCCCUGCACAUGCCCCUGGAGCAGGUCAACUUUGUGACGUGUCAGCUGUUUGCUCUUGUCAUUGCUGUGUGGUUCCGUACCUACCUGAGUCCAAGAAAAGCACAUGCCUCUAUCCGCCAUGGCAUCGCCACAAUCAUUGGUGUUUACCUGGCAGUAUUUUGCUUUGGAUGGUACUCCUUGCACAUAUUUUCUUUGGUUCUUUUGAACUACUGCAUCAUGAUCUAUGCAAGUAUGGAAAAAGUUCACAGUUACUCCUUUAUACUUGCACUGGGAUACCUAACGCUAUGCCAGAUUAACCGAGUGUAUAUAUUCAACUACGGGAUCCUCACGACAGAUUUUUCUGGCCCCUUGAUGAUUGUGACACAGAAAAUCACCACUUUGGCCUUCCAGCUACAUGAUGGAAUGUGCAAAAAUCCAGACAUGCUCAGCAAGCAACAGUUAAAAGAUUCCAUAAAGGGUAAACCAACAUUUCUGGAGUAUAUUAGUUACCACCUGAAUUUCAUGAGUAUCUUGGCUGGGCCAUGUAGCAGUUUCAAUGAGUACAUUGGAUUUAUUGAAGGACGACAUAUACAAUCAAAGUUACUUAUAGAAAAAAGAAAAGAAGACACCACAUUUCCAGAUCCUUCUCCUAAUAAAGCGGUGAUAACCAAACUCCUAAUUUGUGUGGUUUCGCUUAUUCUCUUCCUAACCAUAUCCAAAGCUUUUCCACUCCUACAUAUGUUGGAGGAUAAGUUUAUUGAUGAAUCUCCUUUGUUUUGGAAACUCAUUUAUCUCUAUAUUGCAACAAUGGCGUGUAAACCUAAAUAUUACUUUGCUUGGACGUUGGCUGAUGCAGUAAACAAUGCAGCAGGAUAUGGAUUUAAUGGAAUUGAUGAAAAUGCUAACUAUAGAUGGGAUCUAAUUAGCAAUCUUAAUAUAUGGAAUAUAGAGAUGGCAACAAGCUUUAAAAUGUAUAUAGACAAUUGGAAUAUCCAGACUGCUGCUUGGUUAAAGAGGGUUUGCUAUGACAGGGCGCCAAAAUAUCGCACAGGUUUAACAUUUCUUCUGUCAGCUGUUUGGCAUGGCGUUUAUCCAGGAUACUACUUCACAUUUCUUACUGGCAUUCCCGUCAUGUGGGCUGCAAGAGGAAUGAGACAUGUUUUUCGCCAUUACUUUAUUUCCUCAAAAAUCAGAAAAUUUGUGUAUGACAUCAUCACGUGGAUUGUUACUCAACUGGCUAUUUCCUACACUGUUGCACCCUUUUUCCUGUUGGCGACUGAACCAACCAUUAAGCUCUACAAGUCUAUUUAUUUCUACUUCCAUAUUGUUGUGUUUGUUGCACUUAUUCUUCUGUCAAUAAAGUCAUCUAAUGACCGUCAAGGAACAUUCUCCAAGAGGACUGCUUCCUCUACCACAAACCAUGUUCUAAAGAAACAAGUAGACUCUGUGAAGUUUCAUUCCAGAUGACAUUGAACAAUGUGCAGUGGCUACUAUCUACCAAAGAGACUGCAUUGGACAAUAUGAAUCAAGCAAUUUCUUAUGGAGUUUUAUUGUAUUUAAAAGACUAUGUAAUAUAUUGUAAAGUUUUAAUACUUGACUUGUAUAAGUUGUUUUCUCAUUGAAUGAU
Bufo bufo (common toad) is the source of this 1931-nucleotide messenger RNA. RefSeq names its product membrane bound O-acyltransferase domain containing 1 (gene MBOAT1). Gene Ontology annotation, cellular component: membrane. Gene Ontology annotation, molecular function: acyltransferase activity. The transcript is spliced from 13 exons. The record is from RefSeq and is a predicted model, not a curated record. The coding region runs from base 260 to 1771 and encodes 503 amino acids. Lineage: Eukaryota; Metazoa; Chordata; Amphibia; Anura; Bufonidae. Gene Ontology annotation, biological process: lipid modification.